ACACGGAAUAUUUAUCGGUGGGACCAGCCAACCGGAAGUUACAUGUAACGCUCAUGUGGGCCAAUGUUGACAACAAAUAUUAUACCUGAACUACAUAAACACUAAUAUCGGCUACUAAAAAAAUCAAAUUCCGAAUAGAAAAAUGUCCGACAACGAAGAUAACUUCGAUGAUGGAGAUUUUGAUUACGCUGAAGAGGAUGAGGGGUUAGAUGACCUCGAGAACGUUGAAGACGAGGAUCAGGAGAAUGUGCAGAUCCUCCCUGCAGGAGAGGGACAGCAGGCAAACCAGAAGAGGAUCACCACACCGUACAUGACCAAGUAUGAGAGGGCCAGAGUGCUGGGAACCAGAGCUCUGCAGAUAGCCAUGUGUGCUCCAGUGAUGGUAGAGCUGGAAGGAGAAACAGACCCCUUGCAGAUCGCUAUGAAAGAACUUAAAAGCAGAAAGAUCCCCAUCAUCAUCCGCAGGUAUCUUCCUGAUGGCAGCUAUGAAGACUGGGGCUGUGAUGAGCUCAUUGUAACCGAUUAGACCUCUUAUCCGGCGUCAGCGUCCAUCUGCUCUCUCCGUAUUUCACUAUUCUCUGUGUUGCAGUUUAACACAUAUUCUCACAGAUUGAAGCGGGUCAAGAUCAGAAGUAUUAAUUUAUUCUGUUUUAACAGCUGUAGUGCAAGGAAGCGCCACAAGAGGGACACAUGUCACUUAAACAUAUUUUUUCCUUUUUUAAUUCAUAAAAUACUCUCUUGUUGAAAUAUUCCAUUUGUUGUUUUUUUGAAAGAAAUUAUUUGUGUAAAGAAACCGUUUUAUUGUUCUGAAUAAACUCUUUUCUAUAA
Molecule: messenger RNA, 828 nt
Organism: Cyprinodon tularosa
Lineage: Eukaryota; Metazoa; Chordata; Actinopteri; Cyprinodontiformes; Cyprinodontidae
Gene: polr2f
Product: RNA polymerase II, I and III subunit F
Exons: 5
Coding region: 143-526 (127 amino acids)
Biological process (GO): DNA-templated transcription
Cellular component (GO): RNA polymerase II, core complex; RNA polymerase III complex; nucleus
Molecular function (GO): DNA-directed RNA polymerase activity; DNA binding
Source: RefSeq, a predicted model, not a curated record